CCCAGAGCCGUGCUCCCAGCUUUACUCAGAAAUUGCUCAGCUCUGAGGCUGAAAGGACUGGGCAGAAAACUGUGAGAUUGCCUUCUCUUUCCUGGGUCCUCUCCCCACUGCCCCUUCUGUCUGGACUCUUUCUAAGACAAUCUCAACCCAGCACAACUCCCUUCGUUCCUUCGGGAGCAAGCUGAGCCUGGAACCUGUUGUGGGGGAAUCUCAGAGGUAGGCAUCUCUCCCUGAGAGCUUGACCCAUUCCCUGGGAGGGCUAACUUGCCAGCAGGACCAUCUGCCUGAUCACAGUCACCCUCUGCUUCCUGGAGCAGGUUACUCCACUGAUGAGCAACAUCAUGCAGCCCUCCCCGUCCCUUCACACCCCAUCACCUACAUCCUUUACCUCUGCUGGGCCACACCAUGAAGAUUGGAGCAUCUUAUCUAUGUCGGAUGUCAGGAACACAGAAAAAGCUUCCGAAGAAUGGAAGUUGCCAGAAAUAGUCUCUGCGGUCAAGGAGACCAUGAAGACAGCAUCCAGUGCCUCAGUGAGAAUUGCAGUGACUGGGGACUCUGGCAAUGGCAUGUCCUCCUUCAUCAAUGCACUGCGGGGAAUUGGGCAGGAGGAGGAGGACUCAGCUCCCACAGGUGUGGUGAGAACCACCCAGAAACCCACUCUCUACCAUUUCUCUGACAUGCCCAGUGUGGAGCUAUGGGACCUACCUGGCACAGGAGCUGCCACCCAAAGCCUGGAGACCUAUCUGGAGGAAAUCCAGUUUAGCAAGUAUGAUCUCUUCAUCAUCAUUGCAUCUGAACAGUUCAGCAUGAAUCUCGUGAAGCUUGCCAAAAUCAUCCAGGGACAGGGAAAGAGGUUCUACGUUGUCUGGACCAAGCUGGACAGAGACCUCAAUACACGUGUAGUCUCAAAGGAACAACUCCUGCAGGAUAUCCAGGAGAAUAUCCGGGUAGCUCUCCAGAAUGAGGGAAUGUAUGAACCCAUCAUAUUUCUGGUCUCCAACUUUGAUCCCUCCUUGCAUGGCUUCCCAGAGCUUAGGAAGAGGUUGUGCAAAGAAGUGUCUGACAUCAGGUAUCAUAAGCCCCGACAGAACCUGUCUGACACCUAUGGGAAGAUGAUUAAUGACAAAGCAAUCACUUUUUGGAGGCAAACACGCUCAGAGUCUUUCCAGGAGAGCCUCGGCAUCCAGAAUGCAGAUUACCUUGAGAAGUUUUUGAAUGUCUGCCACUCAUUCUUUGGUUUGGAUGAUGAGUCUCUCCAGGAGGUGGCCCAGAGUAUGGGAAAACCUAUGGAGGAGUAUAAGGCCAUUAUGAAGUCUCAGGAUCUACACACUGUCCUCAGCAGGGACUGGAUAUUAUCAUGGACAAAUUGUAAUACAGACACUUGCUUAUAUUCGGUUCUGAACAGAAUCCCAUUUGUAGGUAACACCGGUUUCUACUACCUUAGAGGGUGGAAUCAGUGGCGCCUCCUUGACAAUGUCGCCAAGGACACCAACACCAUCUUGAAGAAAGUUUUGAGAGAUACUGCCAUCUGAAGGGUAAGGUCUCAGCAGGCUCCUUCUUGGGGAAAGUCAGGAUAUCUGGGGUCCUCUCCUCACACUGUAUCCUUUAGAAUUCUCAAUCAGUUCAGUAUUUCCACUUUUGUUAGUUCUAAGUUCCUUGAGGUAGAUGAGCUGACUAGAACAUUUUGAACCCACAUCUCAGCAAAUCUCCAAAUAUGUCCUACUUCUCAUUUAUUAAAUGAGCUGGGAUCCAAAGAUGUAAGAAAAGAUUGCACAGUGUGACAUACAGUCUCAUUCUGACAUCCCUUUAUCACUUAACAUUGGCAUCAUUUUUCCAAGGCCUCUUGAUUUUCUCCUGUUCCUUCAGUUCUCACUUCUCAGUACAUGGACUCAAAGAGACACAUCUGGAGUCAGAGAAUAGAACAUCCUUUGGGAUGUUCCCUUUGGAGAAGUAUAAUUGGAGAAUGUGUGUUUAGUUGUUCUCCGAAAAGUAUUGUGUAGUGGUACCAGGAUCCAAGGCCAGUCUUGUGUCCUGUAAAGCUCUGUCCUUAUAUCUAUCCUCAGCAAUUGCCCAAAUCAUUUAUAUCCAAAAAAGGAUACAGGGGGUGGACUCAAAGGCCAUUUUACUGGGAUU
Messenger RNA from Mustela erminea (ermine), 2133 nucleotides. RefSeq names its product immunity-related GTPase family M protein-like. Lineage: Eukaryota; Metazoa; Chordata; Mammalia; Carnivora; Mustelidae. Gene Ontology annotation, biological process: cellular response to interferon-beta; defense response. The transcript is spliced from 2 exons. Gene Ontology annotation, cellular component: endoplasmic reticulum membrane. The record is from RefSeq and is a predicted model, not a curated record. The coding region runs from base 330 to 1532 and encodes 400 amino acids. Gene Ontology annotation, molecular function: GTPase activity; GTP binding.